Molecule: messenger RNA, 600 nt
Organism: Stegodyphus dumicola
Lineage: Eukaryota; Metazoa; Arthropoda; Arachnida; Araneae; Eresidae
Gene: HemK2
Product: HemK methyltransferase 2
Biological process (GO): methylation
Cellular component (GO): eRF1 methyltransferase complex
Molecular function (GO): S-adenosylmethionine-dependent methyltransferase activity; protein methyltransferase activity; nucleic acid binding
Source: RefSeq, a predicted model, not a curated record
UAAGCUAAUUUGUUUCGAUAUGUCUAGACUAUGGUAAUACUAUAUAUGUAUAAACUAUAGUUAAUAUUUUACUAUCUAAUACUUUUGCUUAUGUAAACUAGACCUACCAUAUGUCUUGAAAUUGGAAGUGGCUCUGGUGUAGUUAUGACUUCACUUGGCAAAGUUUUAGGCCCAUCAUAUUAUUUGUGUGUUGAUCUGAAUCCUUUUGCAGCUUCUGCUACCAGAGCAACAAGUCAGAGAAAUAAAGUUCCUAUUGAUGUCGUUAUAUCAGAUUUAGUCGUUUCAUUUGAAUCUCGUAUUCAAAAUCUAGUUGAUCUACUUAUUUGCAAUCCACCAUAUGCAGUUACACCGAGUGAAGAGGUUGGUGGUGAUAAUUUGCAAAAAGCAACAUCUGGUGGUUUGAAAGGCAGAGAAGUAAUGGAUAGACUAUUUCCUUUUGUACCAAAGCUGUUAUCAAAGAAAGGCAUAUUUUAUCUUACUUGUAUUAUUCAAAACGAUAUUCGUAAGUUUUCUUCAAAUAUUCAGUUUUUUAUUUAUUGUUUUUUACUUUCCUGUGUAAUGAAUUCUGAAAUAAUUUUUCUACAAAAUGAGAUUUUAUAA